GAAUUCGACCAAAUAAUUGCGUAUUUGCUAUAACUAUUUACUGAGAGAGUGUUCUUAACUUGGUUCUUCAGAAUCAUUGCUGUUUGAAAAACUUUAAUGCUGUCACACAAGAUAAAGGAUAAUAUUUUCCAUCCAGAGCCUAGAGUUUCUAUAUUCUAAUUAAUGGAUGCUGACAAAUCCAUACUUCUGCAGAAGCAGGUAAGAGACAACUCAGAAGAUCUGCAAAGUGAAUUCCUAGACUUGAAAAACUGGGAAGAACAGAUGAAACGAAAAGAUUUUGAAAUACGUAAUGCUGGUGGUGAUCAGAAGGUUCUACCACCGGUUAGAAGCAAAAAGAAGAAAGUAAUUCCAUUAUCUGCGCCGAAGGAGAAUAAUAAGCCUAGUACUAAACGCAUUAGAUCUCACGACUAUUCUGCAUGGGAUAAGUUUGAUGUGGAUAAAGCAUGUAAAGAGAUGGAUAAAGGGGAUCAGUCUGAUGAAUCUGUAGAAGAAAGUUUAUCAAAGGAGGAAUUAGAAAAGAAUCAUUAUGAAGCUUCAAAACAUAAAAAUGAAGGGAACGUUCUUGUGAAGCAACAAAAAUGGGAUAAAGCAGUUGGUUGCUAUAGUAAAGCAAUUGCAAUUUUUCCAUACGAUGCAGUUUUUUAUGCAAAUCGUGCAUUAUGUUACUUAAAAAUGGACAACUUAUAUUCGGCGGAAGCGGAUUGUACUACAGCUGUACAAUUGGAUUCAGAGUAUGUGAAAGCAUAUCAUAGACGAGCUACAGCUAGGAUGGGAUUGAAACAAUACCGUGAGGCUAAACAGGAUAUUGAAAAAAUUUUGAAAUUAGAGCCCUCCAAUAAAGAAGCAGUAAAUAUGCUUAUUCAAGUUAAGAAGAAAAUCAAGAGUUUAAAUUCCGUAACUAUAACGGGUGAGAAUUUGAUUGAGGAGGUUUCAGUUGAAAAAAGGAUUGGUGAAAAACUUUGUGGAAAGACGGUUAAAGACAUAAAACAAAUUGACAAUAUUGUAAAACCAGCUGACACUGUUCCAUUUACGUCCACGUGGAUACUAGAGGAAGGUGAUGAUGUUGCUAUUGUACACCCAAUCGUGAAACCUCCUCAUCAACGGUCCAAAAAACCUCUAAGAAGAGUUUCUGUGAAAGAAAUAGAUUAUAAUGACAAGCUCUUGACAAAUUCGAUUAAGAUUGAAAAAAAUGAUGAAAACGAAGUUCACAAGUCACCAGAUGUAGAAUACAAUUCAAAAAAGGAAGUAUCACUUAAAAGUCAUUCAGCAGCAAGUGAAAUCCGUGAGAAUGGAAAAGAUACAAAGAGUGAAGUUCUCAAAUUACCCCCAGUACCUAAAACUGCAGUUCAGUUCUUAAUGAAUUGGAAAAAAAACACAUGUGUGGAAUACAGAUACAGAUAUCUUAAGCAAAUUCAGCCUGGUAUAUUACAUACAAUUUUUCAAGAUUCUUUAGAAUCUGAUACGUUCAGUGAAAUUCUGCAAAUUUUAAGUUCAAAGUUUGUCGUCAAAAAUGAAGCAGUGUUCCAUUACUUGGAGGAUCUCAGUCAAGUCAAAAGAUUUAGAGCAUUGAUCAUGUUCAUGAGCAAUGCUGAUAAAAAAGAAAUUAAUAUACUUCUGGAACAUUGCAAAGCAGUGGAGCACAGAUCCGAGGAAGAAAUUGAUGAUUUGCGAAAUAAAUAUGAGAUUUAAAAACUGUUAAAUAAAUACUGCUUUUAUUGUAAA
Cephus cinctus (wheat stem sawfly) is the source of this 1722-nucleotide messenger RNA. It is a transcript of the gene spag, whose product is annotated as RNA polymerase II-associated protein 3. The record is from RefSeq and is a predicted model, not a curated record. The transcript is spliced from 9 exons. Bases 163 to 1689 code for a protein of 508 amino acids. Gene Ontology annotation, molecular function: protein binding. Lineage: Eukaryota; Metazoa; Arthropoda; Insecta; Hymenoptera; Cephidae.